AUGAAGACUUCAAGCUUUCUUGGGGGGGUUUUGGCAAUUGGCCUUUCCUCUUUAAACGCAAUUGUUGCUCAAGAUUUUGCUUCACAUGGUAUUUACACCGAACCUGUCACUGGCAUCACUUUCUUUGCAAGCGAAGAGACCAACGGCACCAUCACCGGAGAUGGCGAGUUCUCUACGGUUUCAUGGGGAGGAUUUACCUUUGGAGUUGCAUUGCCACCAGAUGCGUUGAGCAGAGACACGCAUGAGUACAUUGGUCUCAUUAUUGGUUCUACUCCAACUGGCCAAGGAGGCUGGAGUGGUAUUGUUCAUGGUGAUGAUUACUCGGCAGGAAUGCCAAAUCAUCUUAUGCUUCUUGCAUGGCCAACAGGAAAUGAGAAUCAAAUCGCAACCUCAUUCCGAUAUUCUCCGGCCUAUCAAUACCCAGUUCCUUACCGCGGAAGUGCAAAUCUGACACAGAUUUAUUCCAAUGUAAACGAAACUCAUUGGACUUUAGUUUACAGAUGUCAGAACUGUCUUCUCUUCGAUGAUCCUGCCCAAGACUCUUUCAAUGCUUCGACCAGCAAAGGAACCUUUCUCCAGGGCUGGGCUCAAGCAUAUGUCCCACCAACAGAUCCUAAGAACCCACUUUCAGAUUUUGAACAACAUAACAACGGCAUGGGAGAGUUUGUGAUUCAAGUUCAAUCUGCAACACAUGUUUCCUAUUCGGACUGGGCUACCAAGACAGCCACGGGUCCAAUCGCCACAGGAACCACAACCGCUACUGCAACAAUAUCGUCUAUUCCUGUUCCAACAGGUGAUGCUUAUGAUUAUAUCGUCGUCGGUGCUGGAGCCGGUGGUAUUCCUAUGGCUGAUAAGCUUUCUCAGUCUGGAGCAUCAGUCUUGCUUAUCGAGAAGGGAUUUGCAUCUAGUGGUCGAUGGGGUGGAACUUUGAGGCCCGAAAAUCAUUGGUUGGAUGGGACGAACUUGACUUGGUUUGAUAUUCCAGGAGAGUGCAAUCGAAUCUGGAACGGUGGAACUGCUGGUGUUGUGUGUACCGAUACUGAUCAGAUGGCCGGCUGCACACUCGGUGGUGGAACCGCAGUCAAUGCAGGUCUCUGGUGGAAGCCAAACCCAAUGGAUUGGGAUGAAAAUUUCCCAGCUGGAUGGAAAUCAUCAGACAUGGCAGGUGCAACAGAGAGAGUCUUCUCUCGUAUUCCUGGGACUGAUCAUCCAUCUAUGGAUGGUCAAAGAUAUCUCCAAUCUGGCUACGACGUUAUCGCAGAUGGUCUAGCCAACGCAGGAUGGAAAUACGUCACAGCAAACGAUGCUCCUUCAGAAAAGAAUCGCACUUUCGCCCAUGCGCCUCACAUGUUCUCGGGUGGUGAGAGAGGAGGUCCUAUGGCUACUUAUCUUGUCACGGCCAAUGGAAGAAGCAACUUCCACAUGUGGCUCAACACCAGUGUUGAAAGAAUCCAACGUGAUGGCGGUCAUGCCACUGGCCUGGAUGUCGUCGCAUUUAAUAACGGUGGUCGUGUUGGAACGGUAAAGCUUGCACCCAAAGGUCGUGUUGUCUUGUCCGCAGGCGCAUUCGGUACUCCCAAGCUUCUGUUCAGAAGUGGCAUUGGCCCAACCGAUCAACUUCAAGUCGUUAAGGGUAGUAGUGACGGCGACAAGAUGAUAGCAGAAAAAGACUGGAUCAACCUCCCAGUCGGCUACAACUUGAACGAUCAUCUAAAUACCGACACUGUGAUUUCGCACCAGAACGUCAGCUAUUACGACUGGCCUGCAGCAUGGCUUACCCCUAUACCAAGUGAUAAAGAUCUUUACCUUUCAUCGCGUAGCGGUCCUCUCGCACAGGCUGCGCCAAAUAUCAAUCCAAUCAUGUGGGAAGAAAUCACUGGUCCAGACGGCAAAGUAAGAAGCAUGCAAUGGCAAGCCCGAGUCGAAGGUUCCAACAGAAUUCCUAACGGUAUCUCCAUGACUCUCUCGCUCUACCUCGGUCGUGGUGAGGUCUCCAAGGGUCGAACCACCAUCCAGAAAGGUCUCAAUAUGCUUGUCUCCACCAUUCCAUACGGUGACCCCAACGAUCUUGCUGCAUGCGCACAAGCUAUCGACAACAUGGUAGCCAUCCUGUCUAAAGUCCCUGGUCUGACUUGGAACCUUCCAGCUCCAGGUGUUUCCGGUGCUGAUUACCUGAAGUCCGUCGAGCUCUCAUACGCAAAUGUAGGCUCGCGACGUGCUAAUCAUUGGAUGGGUACUGCGAAACUGGGUACUGAUAGUGGAUUGACUGGCGGUACUAGUGUUGUUGACACUAACACUAAGGUGUAUGGUACCGAUAAUAUUUUUGUGGCGGAUGCUAGCAUCUUCCCGGGCCAGGUCACUACAAACCCUUCUGCGUUGAUUGUUACGGCGAGUGAGAGGGCUGCGGAGUUGAUUUUGGCUCUGCCGGUUUAG
This is a messenger RNA of Glarea lozoyensis ATCC 20868, 2433 nucleotides long. RefSeq names its product FAD/NAD(P)-binding protein. The coding region runs from base 1 to 2433 and encodes 810 amino acids. The transcript is spliced from 5 exons. Lineage: Eukaryota; Fungi; Ascomycota; Leotiomycetes; Helotiales; Helotiaceae. The record is from RefSeq and is a predicted model, not a curated record. Gene Ontology annotation, molecular function: flavin adenine dinucleotide binding; oxidoreductase activity, acting on CH-OH group of donors.